AUGGCUAGAGGACCAAAGAAACAUUUGAAAAGAUUAGCAGCUCCAUCCCAUUGGAUGCUUGAUAAAUUAUCAGGUACUUAUGCACCAAGACCAAGUGCAGGUCCUCAUAAAUUAAGAGAAUCAUUACCAUUAAUUGUCUUUUUAAGAAAUAGAUUAAAAUAUGCUUUAAAUGGUAGAGAAGUUAAAGCAAUUAUGAUGCAACAACAUGUUCAAGUUGAUGGUAAAGUUAGAACUGAUACUACUUAUCCAGCUGGUUUUAUGGAUGUUAUUACCUUAGAAGCUACCAAUGAAAACUUUAGAUUAAUUUAUGAUGUUAAAGGUAGAUUUGCAGUUCAUAGAAUUUCAUCAGAAGAAGCUUCAUAUAAAUUAGCUAAAGUUGAAAAAGUCGCUUUAGGUAAGAAAGGUAUUCCAUAUGUUGUUACUCAUGAUGGUAGAACAAUUAGAUAUCCAGAUCCAUUAAUCAGAGCUCAUGAUUCAGUUAAAAUUGAUUUAGCUACCGGUAAAAUUACUGAUUUCAUCAAAUUUGAUACUGGUAGAUUAGUUAUGGUUACUGGUGGUAGAAACAUGGGUAGAGUUGGUGUUAUUACUCAUAGAGAAAAACAUGAAGGAGGUUUCGAUUUGGUUCAUAUUAAAGAUAAAUUAGAUAACACUUUCGUUACUAGAUUAUCAAAUGUUUUUGUUAUUGGUGAAGAACAAUCAAAACCAUGGGUUUCAUUACCAAAAGGUAAAGGUAUUAAAUUGUCAAUUACAGAAGAAAGAGACAGAAAAAGAAGACAAGAUGGUUUAAUUGCUUAA
Molecule: messenger RNA, 795 nt
Organism: Insectozyma verbasci
Lineage: Eukaryota; Fungi; Ascomycota; Pichiomycetes; Serinales; Debaryomycetaceae
Source: the annotation of a GenBank genome assembly